Sugiyamaella lignohabitans is the source of this 669-nucleotide messenger RNA. It is a transcript of the gene RPL10, whose product is annotated as ribosomal 60S subunit protein L10. Gene Ontology annotation, molecular function: structural constituent of ribosome. The transcript has a single exon. Gene Ontology annotation, cellular component: cytosolic large ribosomal subunit; ribosome. Lineage: Eukaryota; Fungi; Ascomycota; Dipodascomycetes; Dipodascales; Trichomonascaceae. The record is from RefSeq and is a predicted model, not a curated record. Gene Ontology annotation, biological process: translation; ribosomal large subunit assembly. The coding region runs from base 1 to 669 and encodes 222 amino acids.
AUGGCUCGUCGUCCCGCUAGAUGUUACAGAUACUGUAAGAACAAGCCCUUCCCCAAGUCCAGAUACAAUCGUGGUGUCCCCGAUGCCAAGAUUAGAAUCUACGAUUUGGGUCGUAAGAGAGCUAAUGUCGACGACUUCCCUCUGUGUGUCCACCUUGUCUCCAACGAGCUCGAGCAACUUUCUUCCGAAGCUCUUGAGGCUGCUCGUAUCUGUGCCAACAAGUACAUCACCAAGAUCUCUGGUCGUGAGUCUUUCCACAUGAGAAUCCGUGUCCACCCCUUCCACGUUCUCCGUAUCAACAAGAUGUUGUCGUGUGCCGGUGCCGAUAGAUUGCAACAAGGUAUGAGAGGUGCCUGGGGUAAGCCUCAAGGUCUUGCUGCCCGUGUCAACAUUGGUCAAAUCAUCAUCUCUGUCCGUACCAAGGACUCCAACAAGGAUGUUGUUAUCGAGGCCUUGAGACGUUCUCGUUACAAGUUCCCUGGUCAACAAAAGAUCAUCAUCUCCAAGAAGUGGGGUUUCACCAACCUUGACCGUCCUGAGUACGUCAAGCGUCGUCAAGCUGGUGAGAUCAGAGAGGACGGUGCUUACGUCAAGUUCAUGACCAAGAAGGGUCCUCUUGAGCAAUCUUUGAUCGACUUCCCUGACUACAACCCUGAGGUCUCUGCUUAA